AUGCAACGUAGAGUCGACUAUAGGGUAGGCGAUGCAACACGUAGAGUCGACUAUAGGGUAGACGAUGCAACACGUAGAGUCGACUAUAGGGUAGACGAUGCAACACGUAGAGUCGACUAUAGGGUAGGCGAUGCAACACGUAGAGUCGACUAUAGGGUAGACGAUGCAACACGUAGAGUCGACUAUAGGGUAGACGAUGCAACACGUAGAGUCGACUAUAGGGUAGACGAUGCAACACGUAGAGUCGACUAUAGGGUAGACGAUGCAACACGUAGAGUCGACUAUAGGGUAGGCGAUGCAACACGUAGAGUCGACUAUAGGGUAGGCGAUGCAACACGUAGAGUCGACUAUAGGGUAGGCGAUGCAACACGUAGAGUCGACUAUAGGGUAGACGAUGCAACACGUAGAGUCGACUAUAGGGUAGGCGAUGCAACACGUAGAGUCGACUAUAGGGUAGGCGAUGCAACACGUAGAGUCGACUAUAGGGUAGGCGAUGCAACACGUAGAGUCGACUAUAGGGUAGACGAUGCAACACGUAGAGUCGACUAUAGGGUAGACGAUGCAACACGUAGAGUCGACUAUAGGGUAGCGAUGCAACACGUAGAGUCGACUAUAGGGUAG
Molecule: messenger RNA, 621 nt
Organism: Parnassius apollo (apollo)
Lineage: Eukaryota; Metazoa; Arthropoda; Insecta; Lepidoptera; Papilionidae
Source: the annotation of a GenBank genome assembly